Suillus clintonianus is the source of this 1673-nucleotide messenger RNA. RefSeq lists its product as uncharacterized. The record is from RefSeq and is a predicted model, not a curated record. NCBI's taxonomy places the organism in Eukaryota, Fungi, Basidiomycota, Agaricomycetes, Boletales, Suillaceae. The coding region runs from base 371 to 1564 and encodes 397 amino acids. The transcript is spliced from 2 exons.
UGAAGCCGAAAUUUCAUGGUACGCUGUUCAAAUCGAUUUAGCGCCUGUGUUCACCUUCUACUCUCAGGCCUCACAGUGAUGCUUCGGAUGUGAUCUUAACUGGCUCAUUCGACCACGUAAGUGGCUUCCCUGCCUACCUAAAGUCCGCCGCAGGCUCAGUUUCAUAUCCUGGCAGUGGUCCUGCACUACGCACCUGCCCAAGGGCACAUCUGGUUUCGUAGGCAAUGUCAGGGUCCCCUGGAAUGAGAAAGUUCCCUAUAAGUUCAUUGUGGACGGAAGCUGGGUCACGCGUGAUGACCGCCCAACAGAGUUAGAUGGUGCCGGGAACCUUAAUAAUGUUCUGUUCGCGCCCUCUAAGCCCACUCCUAUAAUGGAACACCCAUCUUCCCCUGCUGCUCCCCAAGGCCCCACCGACUCCAUGACUUCAGCUACCACAUUGCCUGAAGAGUCGUUGUCUAGCGAGACCUCCCAACAGGAGGCGUUGGAGGCGGAUCAACAUGGUGGAAUCACUGAUUCUGGUUCCACCGAUGCCACAAACGCCGUUGAUGAUUCAGGUGUUUCUGACAAGGAACUCCCGGCAGCUGAUGUUCCCGACAUUAUCGUCGAACCAGCUGAAACUCCCGCAUCGAGCGAUGAGGUUGACACCUUCCAUGCAAUUGUGGACAGUGCGACGAGCGCGGUGACGCACGUUUCUGAAGAAGUUGCUAGCGCACUAGGAUACGUUUCCUCGGGCAUCAGCUUUAUGUUUUCGAGCACGCCUCAUCAUUCAACGGAGAAUGUUCACGUUCUGGAUGCAACCGAACAACCACCAACCACUUCGGCCAUCGAGCCAAUCGUCGCCGAGGCACCACCAGAUAGCACUCAGGGAGUUCCCUCCCCUGACGCCAUUGAUGCCACGCCGCAAAUCGCGCCCGUCGUCCCUAUCCUUAUCUUACCUGUCAAUGAUCACAUGUUGAACGAAUCUGCGUCACCUUUACCAGACGGGGAAUCUGUUGAAAGUGAUCCUUUGGUCCCCGGUUCAUUCGAUGCAACAAUUUCUGUUCUUGAGCCGUCGACGCAUUCUCCUCUACUGUUAUCCAAAUCAGUGCCUUCUGUCACGCAGGAAGCUCAAGCCGGAGGAGAGCAGAAUGGCAAACCUACGGAGGAAGAGAAAUUGGGAACGCAGGCUGCCGAAGAGCAUAACGGAGAAUUGCUCGUGGAUGCAAUCGCGCCCCCUUCAGACGCGGCUGCGAAUCCCACAACGCCUGAUAUUAACGUCAAUCCAGACCCCGUUAAAACAAUUGAUACAUCUGUUGUUGAUGCUGGGCCUAUCGCGCCCGACAACGAGCUAUCCUUGCCGACGCCCGAGCCUCAAGAUACCCCUGCAGUUACUGCCUCGUCAAUGCCCUCUACAGACAGUGAUACCAAAGAUUCAAAGGAUAUCUCAUUCCCUGCUUCCACUACCACCGACUCACCUGUGACACUGUCAUCCAAGUUCAACACUGCAAGCCCGAGAAAGAAGCGACGGUCAUUCUUCGCCAAAUUGAAAGAGUUUUUCUCUCACAAGGAAAAGACGAAGAAGUAGAUGCUCUUACUACCUUUUCAUUGUUACCAUUCACACGCUAGCAGUUCUUCUCAUUUGUACCAUGCAGACAACUUCUCAUUUUUUCACCAUCACGCGAACGAUACCUCUU